Molecule: messenger RNA, 1191 nt
Organism: Aspergillus alliaceus
Lineage: Eukaryota; Fungi; Ascomycota; Eurotiomycetes; Eurotiales; Aspergillaceae
Exons: 10
Coding region: 1-1191 (396 amino acids)
Biological process (GO): transmembrane transport
Molecular function (GO): transmembrane transporter activity
Source: RefSeq, a predicted model, not a curated record
AUGAAGUUCCGACUACCUCAUCUGGUGAACCCAGAGUUCCAGCAUGGUGUGCAGAGCGCGCAGGCUAUGACUCAGGCUUGGUCUAUGCAGCAUUUAAUUCUUGCUUAUGUGAUAAUCUGGAUUAUCUAUUUCGUUAAGAAUUUCGGCUCCUUCCAAGGAACACUUGUUAACUGGCACUACCCUACCACCAUCCUGUCGACGCUUGUUGGAGGUCUGUUCAAACUUCCUUAUGCCUUUGCCUUGAUGAUCGUCUGUAUGCCCGUCGGACUUAUCAUGAUGGCGGGAUGCAACAAUGUCCAGACAUACUGUGCGGCGCAGGUAUCCUACUCAGUGGGUUCUACUGGCGUGGACUUCGUCAUGACCAUCUUCAUCGCCGAUACGUCCGCUCUCACAAACCGAGCGUUUUGGCUCGCCUUCACCGGAUCUCCUUACAUUGCUACUUGCAAGGCACAGAAGGCCGGUCUCGUCCUGGAGCGCCACAGCCAGCGCACCGCCCUGGAAUCCAUCACCCACUACGGGAAGGAGUUUGAUCCUUCGCUAAUCGCCUUCCCCCUUUACGAGCGAUACGUCGCUCCCGUCACGUUCAUCCCCUGGUCGCUCUUACUUAAGCGCACCGUCUUCGUCCGCUACACCAUGGCGGCCAGCAUUUGCCUCGCCUGGUACCUCUGGGACAUCUACUUCUACUCGAUGCUGGUUGUAGUCUUCAACCAAAGCCUCACACAGGCCACCUGUUUCAUCAACAUCUACAGCGGGGCGCUCUACUUCGGCGUGCCGAUCACCGUCCUCGGCGUGGGUCUGAUGGUCUACUUCCGCGAACCGGGCGUCAACAUCGGGUACAUCAUCAUGUGCCAGAUCUUCAUCGUGUUCGGCGGAGGCACGCUGGUGAUCUGCGAGCAGAUGACCGUGAUGGCGGUGUCGUCUCAGCAGCAUAUCCCCGCCGUGCGGGCCAUGGAGAGCAUGCUCACCAACAUUAAUAGUGCGGUGGGCAGGAACAUUGCCACGGCGCUGUGGGCGGGUGUGUUUCCCCGGAAACUGGAGGAGUAUCUCCCAGCGGAGCGGCUGAUGCUGAUUGCUGCAAUGGGUUUGUAUACGGUGACAUUGGUCUCGGUGAUGAUGUGGAAAGAUGUUAAUGUGAGCGAGACUAGGCAGGUGAAGGGGCGGGGAGUGGAAAGAAUUCCCGGUUUGCCGUAG